CUAGGGGGUGGGAUCAGGCCCCGCCCGGCCCGGCCCGGCCUGGCGAUCGUGGCGGCAGCGGCGAUAGGGCCGGGCCCGGCGGGCGGAGGCGGCGGCGAGGGCCGAGGAGGCCGGGGGCCGGGCCCGGCAUCUCUCCGGCCAUGGAGUUCCCCUUUGACCUGGCCCCGGUGCUGGGUGACCGCUUCUGCGUAGUGGACCAGAACCUGCGGCCUGCCGGGCACCGCGGGCCCAACCACCGGGGGGACCUGGAGCAGCAGCUGAGGACAGUGAUCGAUGAACUGGGCAAGGCCUCGGCCAAGGCCCAGGGUCUCUCGGCCCCUGUCACCAGCGCCGCCCGCAUGGAGUCCAACCACCACGUCCUCUACAUCCUGCGGGACCCUGACGGCCGCAGCACCCCCCGAGGCGCCGUCGUCGGCUUCCUCAAGGUCGGCUACAAGAAGCUCUUCCUCCUGGACCGGGGGGGGGCCCACAACGAGGCAGAGCCUCUCUGCGUGCUGGACUUCUACAUCCACGAAUCCCUGCAGCGGCACGGCUACGGCCGGCAGCUCUUCCAGCACAUGCUGCAGACUGAGAGAAUGGACCCCUGGCGCCUGGCUGUGGAUCGACCCUCGGAGAAGCUGCUGAGCUUCCUCCGCAAGCACUACGGCCUCAAGGAUGCCAUCCCCCAGGUGAACAACUUUGUCAUCUUUGAAGGCUUUUUCUCCAAUCUCCCAGCCCCCCCCAGGAGGCCUCCCCCCAAGCGUGCUGAGGAUCAGAUCAAACCUUACUCACUCUCUGAGAGGGACUUUCUGCGUGAGGAGGUGGAGCCUCCUUGGCCUCUCAACCAAUCAGCAGCCAGGGCCGGGGGCUCCCCGCUGCGGGGCAGCCUCCGACCCUUCCUGCGGCCUGCGGACAGACGGACGGAGCCCGGCCAGGGCCACACGGACGGAGCCCAGCCCCGCAGGGCCAGCUCCCUGGGGCGUGUUGGACGCUGAGCCUUACCCCCUCCCCCCC
Dryobates pubescens (Downy woodpecker) is the source of this 993-nucleotide messenger RNA. RefSeq names its product alpha tubulin acetyltransferase 1 (gene ATAT1). The transcript has 10 exons. The coding region runs from base 141 to 974 and encodes 277 amino acids. NCBI's taxonomy places the organism in Eukaryota, Metazoa, Chordata, Aves, Piciformes, Picidae. Gene Ontology annotation, cellular component: microtubule. Gene Ontology annotation, molecular function: tubulin N-acetyltransferase activity. The record is from RefSeq and is a predicted model, not a curated record. Gene Ontology annotation, biological process: alpha-tubulin acetylation.